Messenger RNA from Lagenorhynchus albirostris (white-beaked dolphin), 1202 nucleotides. It is a transcript of the gene ASCL5, whose product is annotated as achaete-scute family bHLH transcription factor 5. The transcript has a single exon. Lineage: Eukaryota; Metazoa; Chordata; Mammalia; Artiodactyla; Delphinidae. The record is from RefSeq and is a predicted model, not a curated record. Gene Ontology annotation, biological process: developmental process; regulation of transcription by RNA polymerase II. Bases 1 to 543 code for a protein of 180 amino acids. Gene Ontology annotation, molecular function: RNA polymerase II transcription regulatory region sequence-specific DNA binding; DNA-binding transcription factor activity, RNA polymerase II-specific; protein dimerization activity.
AUGAACGACGACUUCUGCCGGGCGCUGGCGGCCCGCCGGCCCGCGGCGCCCCCCGGUUGCCUGCCGCUGGGCAUCGGGCCCCCUCCCCGACCGGCGACCCCGGCCCGCGCCGAGCCUCUGGGCGCCGUGCCCUUCCUGCUGUACCCGGGCGCCGCCCGACCGCCCUACUGCGACGCCUACGCGGCCGCGUUCCCCGGCGUGCCCUUCCCGGGCGCCCUGGGCGCCUGCCACUACCCCUUCGAGCCCGCCUUCCUCCAGAAGCGCAACGAGCGCGAGCGCCAGCGCGUCCGCUGCGUCAACGAGGGCUACGCGCGCCUCCGCGGCCACCUGCCUGGCGCCCUGGCCGAGAAGCGGCUCAGCAAGGUGGAGACCCUGCGCGCCGCCAUCCGCUACAUCAAGCACCUGCAGGAACUGCUGCGCGUCGCCCCCGACGGCCCUGGGCACCGCGAGCCCCGCGGCCGCGCCCCACUGGCGCCCGACUCGUCCGAGCCGUCGUGCUGCUCUUCCUCGCCCUUCUUCGAGUCGGAGGACUGCAGCCACUGACCGGGCUGAGGCCGCCCGGGGUCGGGGUGCUCAAGCGUCCGCGGCACCCUCCCUCCGCCAGCGCCACCACGGCCCCGUCCCUUCCAGCGGGGGCACGAGAGAGGCCAGAGCGGCUGUCGGGGGGCGGCGAGGGCGCGCGCCCCGUCCAUGCCGGCCACCCCCGGGUCGGGCUCCGACUGGGCCUCAGCCCCGCGCAGGGAAGGUCGGAGGUGCCCCGGUCGUGGAGGUCCUGCUCCGCCCUCCGUGGCCACGGGCGCAGCCCAGGAGGCGAGUCUGCUCUGGUCCGCACGCCACGCCCCUGCUCUCCACGAGAUGGCCUCAGAUGCCAGCGUCCGCUUCGAGGACUUGCUUGUCACCUCCCCCACCCCCCGCCCCCCAGAGGAGCCCAGAGGGAGAGGCGCAGGCCAGAUUCAGCGUGCACUCAGCCCAGGAGGCGGCGGAGUGUGUGCGUUGGUGGUGCCCUCCGGCUUCCUUAAUGGAGGGCCUUACCCACCCCACGCCCCAGUGUGGGCCUUUCCUUCCCCCCUCCCCCCGCCCCUGGGGUGGGUGAGGACUGCGUGUUCCCCCCUCAGACUGUACUCUGUGGGCAUGGGGACCGCAUGGGUGUACCGGCGCUGUGUUUGCACGACGGGGCUAAAUAAAGACGUUGGGUUUUGUGA